Phytophthora infestans T30-4 is the source of this 1066-nucleotide messenger RNA. RefSeq names its product cysteine synthase. Bases 1 to 1023 code for a protein of 340 amino acids. The transcript is spliced from 3 exons. NCBI's taxonomy places the organism in Eukaryota, Oomycota, Peronosporomycetes, Peronosporales, Peronosporaceae. Gene Ontology annotation, molecular function: cysteine synthase activity. The record is from RefSeq and is a predicted model, not a curated record. Gene Ontology annotation, cellular component: cytoplasm.
AUGGCUCCCAAGAUCGCUAAAGACAUGACCGAGCUCAUCGGCAACACGCCGCGUGAUGAUGACAACAAGGGCGUCUCUGGUACUAGCAGCGAAGAGGACGCUGCUGCUACCAAUUUGGGCGCAGGUUGUCACGCCAAGAUCGCCGUCAAGUGCGAGUUCAUGGAGCCCUGUGCGUCUGUGAAGGACCGUAUCGGUCUGAGUAUGAUCCUGGACGCCGAGAAGUCCGGUCGUCUGCACAAGGACUCGCAUAUCAUCGAGCCUACGUCUGGCAAUACCGGUAUUGGUCUCGCCUUUGCGUGUGCCGUGCGUGGCUACAAACUGACGCUGGUGUUGCCCGAUACCAUGUCGAUGGAGCGUCGUAUCCUCCUCAAAUCGUUCGGCUGCGACGUGGUCUUGACCCCUGGCGCUAAGGGAAUGACUGGAGCGUCGGCUAAAGCCAAGGAAUUGGUGGCCAAGGAGCCUGAGAAGGCUCUGAUCCUCGGCCAGUUCGACAACCCGGCCAACCCGCAGAUCCACUUCGAGACUACCGGUCCGGAGAUCUGGCGUGAUACCGACGGGGAGAUCGAUAUCUUCAUCGCUGGGGUCGGUACUGGUGGUACCUUGACCGGUACUGGUCGGUAUCUCAAGCCUAAGAAAGAAAGUAUUAAGAUCAUUGCCGUCGAGCCCGAGGAGAGCCCCGUGCUCUCUGGCGGUAAGUCGGGGCCGCAUAAAAUCCAAGGCAUUGGCGCUGGAUUCGUGCCCAAUGUCCUGCAAACCGACCUGAUAGAUGAGGUCGUGACCGCUAACAGUGCCGAGGCGUUUGCUAUGUCCAAGCGUCUGGCGUUGGAGGAGGGAAUCUUGGUGGGCCCGUCGUCGGGUGCCGCUGUGACGGCUGCGAUUAAGGUGGCGUCGCGUCCGGAAAACGCUGGGAAGCUGAUUGUUGCCAUCUUGCCGAGCUUCGGCGAGCGCUACCUGUCGACUGCGCUGUUUGAGAAGGAGCGCGAGUUCGCUCAGAACCUGCAGACGUCGGAUAUUGAGGCGUAAAAGUGUAUGAACCUCGGAAUGUUGGUGUAAAUUUUGUGAAAGA